ACUUUUUUUAGCAUAUUAUUAAGGUUGUCAUUGCUGGCAAACAACAAGCAGCCCAGGUCUAACCAUUUUAUCUGUCAGUAUGGCACGGGCUUUGGUUCUGGUUUAUACUUGUGUGAUCUGGCAUGCAAUUCUACUAUUAACAAAAUCCACAGAUUGGUAUUACGGUGAAACAGAUGACUAUGUUGACCCUGAUGAUCCAGAUUUUGAUGAUGAAGAUGACGCCCAAAAUUCAAGCAGCACUGACUGGUUAUUUAAUGCUUCUGAGGAAGAAGAUCCCUGUUUAGCAAAUCCUUGUGAGAAUGAGGGUACCUGUGAAACGAAAGGCCAAACAUUCAAGUGUCAUUGUCAUCCAUUUUAUACAGGAAGGACAUGUCAAUUAGUGAACAAUCCCUGUCGGAGGAAUACAUGCAAGCAUGGAGAGUGUGUUCUAACCACUAACCCACCAUACUACAAGUGCAAAUGCAACUAUCCAUUCAAACCACCAAACUGUAAAAAACCAAUUCGCACAUGUUCGAUAAACCCUUGUAAAAAUGGUGGAAUUUGUAAAAGGGGCAAGGCUAGAAGAUCUUUUAUUUGCACCUGUCCAAAAUCCUACACAGGAAGAUAUUGUGAAACAGAUUCCGAUGACUGUUAUGAGGGAAAUGGUGAAAAUUACAGAGGCAAUGUUGGUGUAACACAACAGGGGAGAGAGUGUUUAUACUGGAGCUCACACUUGCUUCUAAAGAAACAUAUCAAUAUAUUUGGGCCUCAAGCUGAAGAAACUGGCAUUGGAGAUCACAGGUUUUGCAGAAAUCCAGAUGAUGACGAUAAGCCUUGGUGCUUUUUUAAACAACCAAAUGGAAAACUGAAAUGGGACUUUUGUGCAAUCUCUCAGUGCCAGACUGAAACGACUGAAGCACUUGAAGCAGAACCUGACCCUACAUCAGUGCUCCCGACUUUUUUUGAAAGUUGUGGAAAAGUAGGAUUGAGAAGAAAUUUAAGCCGCAUCUAUGGUGGACAGAAGACAGCUCGUGGCAGGCACCCUUGGCAGGCAUCUGUGCAACUAAAAGUUCCACUAAAUAUUUAUGAUGCAGGACACCAAUGUGGAGGAACCUUGAUUGCACCCUGUUGGGUUCUUACAGCAGCUCAUUGCUUAGAGGCAAGCACUCAAGCCAAGCACUAUCAAGUACUACUCGGGAAACACAACAUAGAUCAAACUGAACUGAAUGAACAGAAAUUUGAUGUUGAGCAAAUAAUUGUGCAUCCAAACUAUGAAGAAACGGACAAUGCCUUGUUCAAUGACAUUGCCUUAAUGAAAUUGCAAAGUGUUGGAGGAGAGUGCAGCAAGGAAACAAAAUAUGUUCGAGCAGCAUGUUUGCCAGAUGUUGUGUUACCUCUCAACUCGGAGUGUUACAUUUCAGGAUGGGGUGUAACUGAAGCAGGAAAUGGUUCACAAUAUUUAUUGGAAGCAUCUGUAAAACUAAUCUCUCAACGAAGUUGCAAUAGAGCAACAUCUUAUGCUGGUGUCAUUGAUGAGACCAUGAUCUGUGCAGGAAAUUUAGAAGGAGGAGUAGAUAGUUGCCAGGGUGAUUCUGGAGGACCACUGACUUGUGUGAAAGAUGGACUUUACCAGAUCUAUGGAGUAGUGAGCUGGGGCGAUCGCUGUGGGGUGAAAAAUAAACCUGGUGUUUAUGCCCGUGUCACCACUUUCCUUAGCUGGAUUCAAGGAACAAUAAGCUAAUGACUAAUUUUACAACAAGGAAAUUAAAUUCAAUAUGCUUUACACUCAUUCACACAAUUCAGGGGAAGGACUUACAUAAUUCUCAAGUAAAAUGCCUACAGGUUGCAUUACUUAACUUGCCUUUGAAUCGUUAAAAAAUAUUAUUGCUUAAGUACAUUAAAUGCAUGGUGUAUCUCACAAAGAAUAUCUUGUAAACAAAACAUUGUUAAACAACAGGGAGGUGUGUUAUAAAAACAUCUCAGUAAGUAAUUGGUGAUAUUAAUUCUAAAGUGAAAAUAAUAAAAGUUCCUAUUUACAUAAGACAGAGGAUAAGAUAAAAAAAUUUACACCUUACUCCAUGGCGAUUUUUAUAGGGCAAACAAGUUGCUUAUUAUGUUUUUAAUAAACUGAAGCACAUUA
Molecule: messenger RNA, 2119 nt
Organism: Stegostoma tigrinum
Lineage: Eukaryota; Metazoa; Chordata; Chondrichthyes; Orectolobiformes; Stegostomatidae
Product: hyaluronan-binding protein 2-like
Exons: 13
Coding region: 80-1720 (546 amino acids)
Biological process (GO): proteolysis; blood coagulation
Molecular function (GO): calcium ion binding; serine-type endopeptidase activity
Source: RefSeq, a predicted model, not a curated record